AUGAAUGCCCCUCCAGCGCUCGGGUAUCCGCCCGGCGUGUCGCUGGCACCAGGCAGCCAGGUCUCGCCCACAGCAGCCAAUUUUGGCUCCAAUAAUCCUUUCCGAAACCGUGCUCUCUCGCCUUCCACUGUUCCUGGCUCAGCUACCAACGCUCAACCCGAACGUCCCCGAUCGACCAACCCAUUCUUAGACGACACUGACGCGCUAUCACCACAAUCGGCCCCUGGCUUGUCUACCGGAGCCACUAUGUUCUCUCCGACCGAAAGACCCGAUAUGACCAGCAACACCCGUGACCUUUUCGAGAACCUCUCUAUCAAGCCUACCGCUACAGUUUCAGCGGCCCCGGCUCCCUCGCCUUUCUCAUCCCAGUCCAAUAGCUCCCGUCCAGUUCCCGAGGCCAUUCCGCGGCAACCAUCAACCAGUCGCCCUCGUCCAUCGCGGGAGCGUCCAGCCCCAUCCGGGCGCCCUACAGAGUCCCGUUCGAAGGAUCCAUUCGAUAUAUUUGCCGACCCCAAGAGCUCCAGCUCAGGCACCCAGAAGAGUUCCCGUCGACCUCGCCGGAAUUCAGAGUCGUCUGUGAUGGAGCGGCCAUCGACCCUGUUUGAUGAUGAGGAUGAGAAACGCCGACGUGAACGGCGUCACCGUGAGCGUGAGCGUCAGCGUGAUGGAAAGCCCCGUUCUUCUCGCAAGGACCGCCGCCUGGAUAUUAUCGACAAGUUGGACGUGACAAGCAUCUAUGGCACCGGAAUGUUUCACCACGAUGGUCCCUUUGACGCAUGCAAUCCCCACCGCAACCGUAAGGGCGCGCGCACUGCGCCCAUGCAGGCUUUCCCCAAGAACUCAACGAACAUGGCUCUUGGUGGUUCUGGUCCGGUUAACCCAAACAUUGACCUAAAUCUCUUCCACGGCAGAAUGGAGGAGGGCUACAACGACUACAACUCUGGCCUCAACCGCAACCCUGAAACAGUUCAAAUUGAUGCUAAAACCACAUUGGAACCGAUCCACGGUGCCCAGACCAUGGGUCUGGGAACUAGCACCUUCCUUGAUGGCGCCCCGGCCAGCCGCUCGGCCAUUGCACGACGUGAGAGCGCGAAUGAAGCACAGUUUGCUCAGAAUGGCGGUCUGCAGCGAAAGAAGAGUUUGGCCCAACGUCUGCGUGGAAAGAGUGGCACCGGCCGUAUUGCACCCCCCGGUGGCCGAGUCGGUUCCCCCACAGAGCAAGGCCUGUCCCCACCACAGCUAGGCUCAAGCCACUCCGCAUCGUCGCGGGCCAACGAGCGGAACCCAUUCUUCCAAGAAGACCCAGACGAGGAGUGGGACAAGAAAGGAUCGCGGAUCGCAGAGGCGCGUCUGGAGGGUAACGGUCGUCUUCGCUCAUCAAGCAGCCCCAAGCAACCAACCGGACUGGAGCGCAAGACAACCAGUGACCGAGCCUAUGAAGACCAGCAGAAGUUGAAUGCAGGGGGCGGCGGAUUCCUGAACCGAAUGAAGAGUUUGCGCAAGCCGCGCCCGGAGCGCCGCACCAGCGAUUAA
Molecule: messenger RNA, 1533 nt
Organism: Penicillium longicatenatum
Lineage: Eukaryota; Fungi; Ascomycota; Eurotiomycetes; Eurotiales; Aspergillaceae
Product: Pal1 family protein
Exons: 4
Coding region: 1-1533 (510 amino acids)
Cellular component (GO): cytoplasm
Source: RefSeq, a predicted model, not a curated record